Parasteatoda tepidariorum (common house spider) is the source of this 841-nucleotide messenger RNA. RefSeq lists its product as uncharacterized. The record is from RefSeq and is a predicted model, not a curated record. NCBI's taxonomy places the organism in Eukaryota, Metazoa, Arthropoda, Arachnida, Araneae, Theridiidae.
UUGCAUUCCAGGAAAAAAUUUUUUAACAUUAAACACUGCUAGAAACUUUUAGUGAUAAACAGGUUUUAGCCAUUGUGUACGUUCAAUACAAUAGAUUGUGUUUUGAUGUAUUUCGAGAAGGUCUACUCGCACAUUGUAGCUGAGAUUGCAACAGGUCAUAAGUUUUUACAAAUCUCAAUUAUUGGCAAUACUACACGAGCUCCAUCUACCGCUCUACAUGCUUGUCGAUUAAAGUACAUUUCCUUCCUAGAAUUUCAAGAACUUAAAAAUGGGGAAUCGUCCAUCGAAUGAAACUAAUUCAUCAGUUGAAACUGAUUCGAAACAUAUGGAGGAAGUCCUUGGCUUGAAAAAUAAGACGUCCGACGACGCAGAGGAAACAACAAUGGCGAACCACGGUGAUCGGCAUAUGAUUAGACGUUUUGUCGAAUAUAAAAACGAAAAUGGUGAAAAAGUACUGGAUGAACUGGAAAAUAGCCGAGAACAUUUCACAAAAUUAUUAUCCAGUCAAAAUGAUGACGCCACAUAAUCCAGAAAGGCGCGUGGCUGGAACUGCCCCGAGCACAGCGUCGCUUACGUCACGACAGGGUGGUGGUCUUACUCCGGAGACUGAGGAAAGGAAAAAGAUAUCAGAUACAUUGCAAGAACUCUUGGAAAAAUUUCAAGAAUACAGUAGAAAGCGAUUAGAAAAUGAUGCAGUAAUGAUGGAGCUCAUGGUGGAGGGAAAUCAAUUAAAAGAACGAAACAUGCUACUCUUGCAACAUUUGAUUACUGACCGACAAACGCGAUCUUAAUUAUGGUACAAAUGGAGUAUUUUGAAAAUAAAAAUUUUGUUUUAAAUGCA